Molecule: messenger RNA, 852 nt
Organism: Fonsecaea multimorphosa CBS 102226
Lineage: Eukaryota; Fungi; Ascomycota; Eurotiomycetes; Chaetothyriales; Herpotrichiellaceae
Exons: 1
Coding region: 1-852 (283 amino acids)
Source: RefSeq, a predicted model, not a curated record
AUGUCGACCAACCUUACCGCCAGCAGCGUCUACUCAUUUCCUGACGUUGACGAAUUUGAAAGCACGUCCCAGACUUCGUCAAACUCCACCGUGGCCGACGUCAUAUCCCCGGCCAACGCAGGUGCGUACCUGGCCGCCUCGGGCAUAUCGUAUACUGAAGAUGGCGAUAUCACGGUGGAUGCCCAUCUCAGAGGAGUCGAUUUCUCCGACGGGUCAAAUUCUGUUCAAGAACAUGCUGCUGCCCCACCAGCACCCACCUGGAGAUUCGUCGGCAGCGACGAAAUAGAAUGUCAAUCCAAUGUAUCAGACGGCAGUACCAUUUCCUGGGAAGAAGGGGAACACUCUGAGACGGAUGAUGGGUCCGUUGACUCGAACCCCUCCGACGAAGGGUCUACUGGUAGUACCGAAACCGAGAGCACCCGCGCACUAAGCAGCUACACAGCCGCCGCGCGAUAUCUCUGCCUCAUCGUCGUUACCGACAUGAAGCCCGAGCCCCGGAGCAACCCAGCCGCGCCUCGAAAGCAGUACGUCAUGUCCCUCGAAGUCAAGCAGGACAGACCCUUCACCAGACACCACAUCCGACUGCCGCACGCUUCUAUUGUCAUCCAUAUGCACUGGGACCAUGUUGAAUGGGAGCCACAGUACCAGAUCCGUCAAUUGUGGCAAGUGCCGGGUCACAUGCAUGGGGUAUCGUGUCUCCACCACGACCGUGUCGACGACAUGCCUUGUAUGGGUCGUCGAUUUGCUCGCGGAUGGCCGAGGUUGAGGUUGAGGUCGCCAGUGCACCAAUGGGACCGUGGGAUCUUGCGGCCUCUGGACGAGGGGAGUGAUGAUGAGGUUCCUCUGGAAUGA